This is a messenger RNA of Striga asiatica, 3319 nucleotides long. The record is from the annotation of a GenBank genome assembly. Lineage: Eukaryota; Viridiplantae; Streptophyta; Magnoliopsida; Lamiales; Orobanchaceae.
CAAGGAAAAGCAAAAAGGAAACUAGUGUGAUUUCCAGCGAUGGAUUAUCAUUCCACUAACUACUUUCCUUCCCUCAUUAUUGUACUGUACCUUGUUCUCUCCCUAACCGCCUUUUCAUUUUCCAUCUUCAUCUCGGUAGUUUUUCGUGAUAAUGGCGGUUGAAGUUUGACCUCCUCAUAACAUGCUCGCGACGAGUUCUUAGGAUGAUUUGUGAUUCUGCAGUGUGACCUCGUUGCAUCUUCAUAUUUUCUGUUGUUUAAUCAUUUUGGUGGGGUAAGUCUAGGGGAUUGAACUCAUCUGAUCAGGAUCAUCAGCAAUGAUUACUUUACAGUAAAUUGCGAUUGUUAACCAUUUGGAUUUGAGUGGCUUGCUAUUUGAUGCAGUGUACAGUUUCACGAAAUUAUAUUUCGAUAACUGUCUGCAUUGACUUGGGGAGGUUUUGUUCACAUCCUCGACAAUAACGAAGACAUCAUGGCCACGAAAGUUGCACAUAAAAGAUAUGUUGGAGGCCUCGAGGCUCCUAGAAACAGCUUGGAACUACAAAUGGAGACAUCAUAUGACUUGUACUCUGCGAGAGACAAUAUACUGUAUACUCCAUAUGACAUGGGAAAUGAGUCAUUUGGUACUGAUUACCAUUUGACUGAGGCUUCAAUCAAGAAGCUGAUCAGUAGAGAGAUUUCUGAAAAAGCCUACACCCGACAGAAUGUGCCAAGCAUAGUGGCUCGGCUUAUGGGGGUUGAUGUGUUGCCUUUUGAUUCAAAAUCAACAGCACGAGUAAUUGAUACAAAGAACGUGGAUCCUACAAGCAAGUCGAUGGACAAGAAGACAUCAAGAAAGAGUUUGUCAAAGUGCUCCCAGCAGACGGAGGUUAGUUCUUUUGGGCAUUACGGUGACACAAAUCAUGUCAAGUUAAGCAAGCCCAAACCUCGAGAACAUCCUCAAGAAGAGGAACUGCAGAAAUUUAAGAAAGAGUUUGAGGCAUGGCAAGCUGCACGUUUCAAAGAAUGCACUGAAUGUGUUGACGUUAGUUGCGAUCCAUCACAGUUAAUCGCACAAGAAGACCUCAACAGAGAAAAGAUGCUUAUUUAUAGUAAUUCCAAGAGAACCACAAAUGAACCUAACCAUACGAAUGUGAAAAUUGUAGAUCCUUAUUCGAAUAGAUUAUCAAGAGCAAACUGUAAGGAUUCUAAACUGAUUGACAUUGUUUCUGGACCCACUAAGAUUGUUAUCUUGAGGCCUGGCCCUCCUGAAAGGAUCGAUACCGUGAGUGACAAUUCGUGGAGCACCUCAGAAGAUGAGAGAAGUGGUUGUAUAGAAGAUUUUCUUGAAGAAGUGAAGGAAAGGCUCAAAUUAGAGCUGCAAGGUAGAUGUCCUAAGAAGAGCACGUCUAUAAGAGGUGGAGGAAUUGAGACCCCUUAUUGGGAAAGACCAUUAGAAGCACAACCAAUUAUAGCACGAAAUGCGAAGAAUUGUUUACUUCGAUCCGAGUCUACAAGAUCAUUUAUGAGUGAAAGGUUUCAGUUUGUGAACGGUACACCGGAAAAUGAUAUGAAAGCAGAAGCAAACCGUGGAGUUGCUUUCUGUGAUAAUCUUUCACGAUUUUCUAUAUCAAAUUAUGGUGGGAAAGCAGUGCAUGCUUCGAUUAAUGACAGAAAUGGCAGUUUUAUGAAUAAAUUCGAAAAAGAAAGUGGUAUGCACGAUAAUGAUCUGUCUCCUAGGAACCUCAUCAGAUCUUUGUCUGCUCCAGUGACGGGAACAUCAUUUGGGAAGCUUCUUUUAGAAGAUCGCCAUGUAUUUACUGGGGCCCAAAUUAGGAGGAAGCAAGAAGUGAUUGAGAAGGUCUCCUUGAAUAUUAAGAAACAGAAAAAGGACAAGUUCAACAUAAGAGAGAGGGUUUCGAGCUUUAGAUACAGCUUGACUCUCAGGCACAGGCUUCCAUUUCGAAGAAGAGUUAAGUCCGCGGCUGAUCAAAGUAGAAGCAACCUCUUGAAAGAAGAUAUCACAAGCGGGCCAAGAGUUGUGACGUGUUUUUGUGAAAGGGAAACACAUGAGAAUUCCACUGAAGUGCCUCCAAGCCCUGCAUCUGUGUGCAGUAGUGUUCAGGAAGAAUUCUGGAGGCAAGCUGAUUAUCCAAGUCCAAUAUCAUCAUCAGCAGCUGGGCAUCAUCAACUGGAGGAUAGCGAGAUGUCCAAUGUUUUUAGUGAAAUAAACUCAAAUUUGAAUGAGCUGCGAAGGAAAUUAGAUCAAUUCAAGGGAUCCUUUUCGGAGGAAACUAUGAAAGAAGAGCAGGUUAGUGAAGGGGAAGCAGACAUAGAGGACCAAACCGAAGCUUACAUUAGAGAUUUGCUUAUUGCAGCCGGCUUAUAUGGUGGUGUCACAUUCAGUAAAAAAUCCUUGUCAAAGUGGGACCCACUCGGUAAGCUGAUUAGCAGUAGGGUCUUUGAAGAAGUGGAAGAGGCUUAUGUGGAAAGAUACAGGUGUCGAGAAAACCACAAGCUCAUACUUGAUCUGUUGAAUGAAAUACUUCCGACUUUGCUUCGAGAACCCGUGUGCAUGCCACGUGUUAGCUUGGGAAAAAUACCAAUUAACUGGCCUGUGCAGAAAAAGCUGCCUCCAUCUGGAAGGGAGUUACUUUCACAUGUAUGGAGUAUUAUUCGGGAUCACAUAUACCCUCCAGCUGAUAGAUCCUUUUACGCUCUUGAUAAUGUGUUGGCCCGCGAUUUUAGGUCAACCUUGUGGUCCAAUUUGAUGGAUGAUGAUGUGAAUGCUCUCGGAAGAGAUUUGGAAAGCCAGAUCAUUGGAGAUAUGAUUUAUGAAAUGGUCGAGGAUAUUGUGACAACCUCAAGUUGAUAAAAGUCUGCUCCUUACCGCCGAAAAAAAAAAAAAAAACGAUUAUUCCGUGCCCUCUGAAUAAUCGGAAAUGAGCAUUAUCGGCAUGAGAAGCAAAGGUUGUCUUAAAAGGAUGUGUUUUGAGUGGGAGGUGUGUAGGGAGUUUGUGUUAUAAGAUGAUUGUGAGUGCGUGAUGCAGUUUGCUUGUUAGUUGUAACUUUAUAAUUCGUUAUAUUCAUUAUUAUAUUCUUAUUGUAUUCUUAUUGUGAUUGAGUUGAGUUGAUGCAGGAGGCUUAGUGAGAGACCACAAGGAUUGUUUGGUUCUUGUUUCACUGUAAUUAUUGUUGUAGAGAAUGAAUGGAAUUUUGUAGAGCAUAUGUUGGGAUUGCCCAUUUUGGUUUUCAUGUUUUAUUAGACUAGUAAAGUGCACGUGUUGUGUACGUCGUGAUGAAUGUUUUUUGUCACUUAAGUUUAAUAAAAUAAAUAAUUU